GCUGCCUUCUCCGUGGCCCGUGGGUGAAACCCAUCGGCUCCCCGCUCCUCCCUGCGCCGCUCCUCCGGUCCUCCCUGCUCCCUGCGCCGCUCUCCCAGCUCCUUCCGGCCGGCCGUCAGUGCAGCACUUGUGCCCCUCCAAUCGCGCCCUCGGCCGGCUCGGGGCAGGGCGGCUGCGAUCGGGGCAGGCCGGCGGCGCCCGCUCGGCGGGGAAGGGCAAACGGUGGGCUAGGCAACCCAAGCAGCGAAGGGAUCCAACUCCAACUCCGGUGGCGGAGGGCGGCCCAAGCGCUGGCGACCUGGCGUGCAAAGCAUCCACCGCUGCUGUGCUAGCGUAGCGUGGCGAGGCGAGCGGCGAUUCCUUGAGAGAAGCUGUAGAUUUCGCUCCAGACCCAGCCCUGGGGAUUGCAGCGCCGGCGGUCAUGCCACCGACGGAGGGCCUGGAGGCGGCCAUCGCCGAGCUCCCCGCGAAGAAGGAAGUCCUGCGCCAGGCCUUCGACUGCCUCGCCGCCUGCUCGCCCUACCCGCUCCCCUUCACAUGGGAGGAGCUCGACGCCCACGUCUCCUCCAUCCACUCCUCCAUCUCGCGCCGGUUCCGACAGCUGCAGGUCCUUGAGGCCGCCCGCCCUGCCCACACUGCUAAGAACCAGGAAGAGGCUGAAGAGGUGGAGGAAGAAGAGGAGGAGGUGGAGGAAGAAGUAGAGGAGGAGGAGGAGGAGCAAGAAGAAGAGGAAGGUGAAGAGGGGGAGGAGGAAGUAGAAGAGGAGGAUAUUGGGGAAGAGGAAGAGGAAGAGGAAGAAGAGGAGGAGGUGGAGGAAGUAGAAGAGGAGGAUGUGGGGGAAGAGGAAGAAGAGGGGGAAGAGGAGGCCGACAAGGAAGUGAAGGAUGCCAACAUCGGCAAUCAGGCCAAGGAUGACAACGAGGGCGGCGUGGGUGAGGAGCAGGAUGCCAAUGAGGAGGCAGUGUCUAUCCAGGUAUCCGCAGGGCAGGACAAUGAGGCUGAAUGGGGGAUGCAGGAGGUCGACGAGGAUGCGCAGGAGGACAGAGAAGAGGAGCAGGAUACCGAAGAGGAGAUGAUUGGAAAGAUGACUAAGAAACAGCUUCGACGGCUUCCUCCAUGUGGGAGGAAGGAUCUUGUAGCGGCAUGUGAGAGAAUGGAUGCACGGAUGCUGGCCCAGUUCGUGAUAUGUGUCGGUGGCAUCCUCAAGAAAAAGUUUCUGGACUCAAUGUUCCAUGCCCCAGAUCCAGCGGCACUUGUUCUCCAAGUGGUCAAGCUAUUCCUGUCCAGCAAGAAGUUCAAGUGUGCCAAGGUCUGGUUGAAAUGUGCCAGGCUGAUUCGUUGGUUGUCUAUGGCGUCUGCCAAACCUUCUGCAGACACAACAGAGGAGGCCAAGCUGGUGGCAAAGGAUUGGAAGGAAAUGGUUGACGGGAAGGGUUCUUGUGGGGAACUUGACCCGCCGGCUGCUUGGGGCCUUCUCCAAUUCCUCAUAUCUUAUAAUAUUGUAUCUGAAUUCAAUAUUCAUGAGAUCAUCCGUAUCUUUGCUAUGGUUCAUCAUAAAUAUAAUAAGAAAAACAUUGUCAACUUUUGCAAGGAUCUUGGGCUCACAGAUCAGAUCACAGAUUUAAUUGACUAUCUGAUUGGAAAUGGGCAACAUAUCGAAGCUUUUCGUAUGGUACAAGCUUUUAAUUUGGAGGACACGUAUCCUCUAUUUUCUCUUCUGAAGGGAUUACUUGAAAAGGUCAAGCGUACAUUGAACUUGGCUACACCGAAGGAAGUUAAAGAAAAUCUGUGGGUUGCACGUCAUCUAGCUGAGAAGGAACUCGCUGAUUCUAGCCAACGCGGUGCUAUCAUGGCAGAAAUUGGAUAUCUGCUAGGUAAAUGUGCAAAGGAGCGUAAGCAGAUCAACACGAAGCGCAAGAAAGAGGAGCAGGAGCGCCAUGAGGGACAACACAGCGAGCAGCUGCAGGAACUGAAUCAAAACAAGUUAAUUCAAGGGAAGCAGCAUCCACUGUUUCAACAAGAAAAUAUAGCGCAAGUGACACAGCAGCAACAGGAUGCCAAACGACCAAGGCAGGCUGCUCUUAAGCUACCAACACCCACCAUUCCUCUGGUUCCAAAUGUAGCUCAGAUCCAAAACUUUGGUUGUCCACCGUAUGUCGCUAUGCCUGGAAUUGACAGAUACUGUGCCCAGCCAGGUUGGCCUGGAGCUAAAAAAUAUCGUGGCAAAACAAGGGUGUGCUACAGAUGCAAAGAAAAAGGCCACCUCAUUGCUGCAUGCCCUAUUCAACAAAGUGAGGUUAGAUCUAACUUAACCGGUCGGACCGGUUGGUGCCCAGAGAGCCCAACCUAACUCCUACAAGAGCAAGCAAGAGCCAAGAACAGUGGUGAAGCUCAAGGUGGAGCAAGUGCAAAAUUUCAAGGAUGAUUUUGAGUCAAAACCACCUCAGUAUAUGAUUCCGCCAUUUUGCCCUUUCCCCCCUCACCCUCCGUUCUGGCCCAGAUAGCAUAGAAGUUCUGCACUGGAUUGCUUAGUAACACAAUGAAACAGCCAUCUUCUGGCUGCCAUCUGCCAUUCGGGGAUCCAGCUUGUAAAUAAACCUGUCAUUGUUCGGGUCUUUUUUUAUGGUUCUCUGCCGUAGAUUGCAUCUAUGAAGGCCACCUCAUUGCUGCAUGCCCUACUGGGUUGAGCCCUCUGCAGGGGAGGGGGGGUACUUCUUUUUCCUGGAAACUGUGUCGAACUUUGUAAUUUCGUUACCCAAAAGCAAUGAAAUUCAGGCAAGGCCUUUCCCUGGGGGAAAAAAGAAACAAACAAAA
Molecule: messenger RNA, 2814 nt
Organism: Panicum virgatum (switchgrass)
Lineage: Eukaryota; Viridiplantae; Streptophyta; Magnoliopsida; Poales; Poaceae
Product: protein FRIGIDA-like
Exons: 3
Coding region: 422-2350 (642 amino acids)
Molecular function (GO): nucleic acid binding; zinc ion binding
Source: RefSeq, a predicted model, not a curated record